UCAUGAGGACUGCAGCAGCUUUCUGUGUUUCCUUCUGCAUUUUUCAACAAAUCACCGUUGGCACCAGGAAUGACCAGGAUGGUGGAAGUACCAGCAAACGGACGGUGAGGGAAGCUAAUGCCCCCGCUGCGGUCGACUGCAGAAUAAGCCCCUGGAGCGAGUGGAGCGGGUGUGAUCCAUGUUCCAAACGUAUGUUCCGCUCCAGAAGCAUAGAUGUUUUUGGGCAGUUCAAUGGCCAACCAUGCAACCAGCGCCUAGGAGAUCGGAAGGCCUGCAAGACAGAUCAUGUCUGUGAGGAGGAAAUAAAGCAUCCUUGUUCAGAAACUGAAUUUCAGUGUGACUCAGGACUGUGCAUUAAAAAUAGACUAGUAUGCAAUGGGGACAAUGAUUGUGGAGAUUUCUCUGAUGAAGACACCUGUGAGGAAGUUAAGCGUGCACCCUGUGGAAAACAGGAGCUGGAGCUAUCUGAGCUGGGUAGAACAGCUGGAUAUGGCAUCAACAUCUUUGGUUCAGACCCGAGAAGCAAUGCCUUUGAAAAUGAAUUGUUUAAUGGCUUCUGCAGACGAGUGAAGGACACAAACACAUUAAAAUACCAUCGCCUCCCUUGGAAUGUAGCCACUUUGGACUAUGUGACCAUUGCAGAUGAACAUAUUUCAAGGGAAAUAUUUAAUGAAGCCAAUUCUCUUCUGAAGGAAAUUUUAAAGGAAAAUACGCAAUCGCUAAAAGCUGACCUUUCUUUCAAAUUCACAUCUGAAUCAGAUAAUUCAGAAACUGAAUCAAAUAAUAGCACUUCUGUGAAUAUGGCAUAUAAAAAUCAAAAGAAUGAAACCAUAAAAGUUCUCAGUGGAUAUUCUACUGUUAAGCACAGGAGUUUUAUGCGAGUUAAAGGCAAGGUUCAGCUGAGCACAUUCAGAAUGAGGUCAAGAGAUCCCAUGUUGACAGAAAUCUUUCUAAAUGACAUAUCCUAUUUGCCAGUGGAGUACAACAAGGGGGAAUACUUCAGAUUCUUGGAAGAUUAUGGAACACAUUAUGCCAUGUCUGGAAAGUCAGGCGGCGAAUACGAACUUGUCUAUGUCAUAAACAAGGAAGUCAUGAAGACAACAAAAAUGACAGAGCAGAAAAUCCAGGAGUGCCUCAACCUUGACCUCUCUGUUAAAUUCGAGGCUGAUACCACUGUGAGAUUGGACACAGGAAAUUGUGAAAAAGUGAGAGUUUCAGGAAAUGAAACCGGAAAUAAUGAUGCACUCAUUGACAAGGUGGUGACGUCCAUCAAUGGAGGCACAGUAGUAGCUGCUACUUUCCUGAAGACUAAAUUAGAGAAAACUGGUGUGCUGGAUCCAGAAGCCUACGUUCAGUGGGCUAAAUCACUUCAUGAUGCACCAGUUCUGCUCUCCAGUCAACCGGAGCCUAUCUUGUCUCUGAUUCCUGUAAAUAUGCUCCAUGCUGAAACCAAGAAAAGCAACAUAGAGAGAGCGACUGAGGAUUACAUCGCUGAGUAUAGUGUGUGCAAGUGUCAGCCCUGCCAGAAUGGAGGCACAGUGGCAAUGAUCGACGGCCGGUGCCUAUGUCUGUGCGCACCCCAGUUUGAGGGACUGGCAUGUCAGACACUUAAGUCUGACUUACUGGAGGUAGGAAAUGUUAUCCAGGAAGGAAAUUGGAACUGCUGGUCUCCCUGGUCAAGCUGCCAGGCCGGUCAACGCUCUCGAACCCGCAGCUGCAAUACAAAAGGUCUCUCCAGUGGCAGUUGCAAAGGGGACACUAUAAAUACCGAACACUGCUGAAUAGCUGAAGGGUUUUGUUACACAUUUCAGGAAAACUAGAUUAACAGGAGCAUUCAUACUCUUUGCAGAUGUUGUUUAUGUUUUCUAGAAAUGUUGUUACAAUAUAAUGUUUUUUUUUACUACAACCUAAUCUGCCUAAUCUUUAAAAGAGGGAAAGAAUAUUUGUUCAUGUGAUGUACUGUAGCACUAUAAUUCCAGAUGCAAAUUCUCUAUAUAUCAUCUGUAUAUUUGCUCAAAAAUCAAACUUGCU
This is a messenger RNA of Paramormyrops kingsleyae, 2031 nucleotides long. It is a transcript of the gene c9, whose product is annotated as complement component 9. Gene Ontology annotation, biological process: complement activation. The record is from RefSeq and is a predicted model, not a curated record. Gene Ontology annotation, molecular function: protein binding. Gene Ontology annotation, cellular component: membrane attack complex. NCBI's taxonomy places the organism in Eukaryota, Metazoa, Chordata, Actinopteri, Osteoglossiformes, Mormyridae.